AUGGCUUUGAUCUACAGCCGCGCAACAUGCGUCAUUUCCUGGCUUGGAAUAUUACCACAAGAGUAUGACGAGGGUUGUCGAACUCUGAGCCAAGCAUCAGAAGUGUCGUGCGCAAGAUGGUCAGAAAGAGAAUGGAAAGCGCUCAAGUAUCUCAGCUAUGCGCCGUAUUGGACCCGCGUCUGGGUUGUACAGGAAGUUUUGCUGGCUUCUCACUUGACCAUAUGGUGCGGGCCCUUUACAUUCUCGCCCACGCUCUUUGGCAGAACACCACAAGUGAGAGAAUUUGUUCAAACGAAAUUUGCUGCAGAUGGAAGGCUGAGUGUUUUGAGAAGCGAUACAAGCCGACUACGCUGCCCCUCAGAGGCCAUUCUUGCGCACAGGAUGAGACUCGUUCCCCGGAUGGCAAAAGACACUACCCCGGAAGGAUGUGCUAUUGGCACUCUGGAAGACAUGGUCUCUGAUCUUCAAAAGCCUUCAAUGAAUUUUGAAACAUAUCAGUCUCGAGUUCCAGAUGAGCUCCACAGCAUCAUGCGCAAAUUCGGCCGCUUGCAAUGCACAGACAUACGGGACCGUUUAUAUGGGUUCAUCGGUCUACUCGAUGAGCGGAGUCGCAAAAAGUUGAAUCCAGACUACAAGAGGAGUGUUGAAUAUGCCUUUUAUCAGGCACUGAAAUUUGGAUUGUCGGAGCUAUGCCCAGGCUAUGGCGUCUCCUCUUGGGGACUUGGGGACUCCUGGAUAUCAUACUUCUGCGAGGUCCGAGACGCGUUCAAUAUGGGGGAUGAAAUCAGCGCACGAAUAUUCCGACAAGUAUAUCGCGAGCUCGAUUUCAAGACACAAAUGCAGGAUGUCCUCUUUCAGGAACAGUGGGAUAUCAACUAUGGUUGGAGAGGGGCGGAUGCCGUUCACUAUCGCGCUUUUAGUCAUAUGAUCAUCGAUGAUGAACUGGACGACGACGCAUCUUUGGGUAUUAAUAGCCCGCUAUUGCUAAGGUUUCACAACAAACAACGGCGUUUAUGUGAGAAGAUGUGA
Trichoderma aggressivum f. europaeum is the source of this 1029-nucleotide messenger RNA. RefSeq lists its product as uncharacterized. The record is from RefSeq and is a predicted model, not a curated record. The coding region runs from base 1 to 1029 and encodes 342 amino acids. Lineage: Eukaryota; Fungi; Ascomycota; Sordariomycetes; Hypocreales; Hypocreaceae. The transcript has a single exon.